Schizophyllum commune H4-8 is the source of this 1492-nucleotide messenger RNA. RefSeq lists its product as uncharacterized. The transcript has 2 exons. Bases 44 to 1492 code for a protein of 482 amino acids. Lineage: Eukaryota; Fungi; Basidiomycota; Agaricomycetes; Agaricales; Schizophyllaceae. The record is from RefSeq and is a predicted model, not a curated record. Gene Ontology annotation, molecular function: protein binding.
CCGACCACGAACUACGAUUAUCUUUCUCUUCUACAACAGCAAGAUGAGGACCGAAAUGUUGACGUCGCUCUGCCCAGGGUGCCAACGUUGCGUCUCGUGCACCGGCCACCCUUUCUCGCCCUCUCAAGACACCAUCGAAGCCAUCAGGAAAAGCAAUGCAUCCUUGGGCGACUUUCCUGACGAUCACUACCAGGCGCGAGCGGUAGAUGCAGAGCAACAAGCGCACGCCCUUACUUCCGAGAUUGACCGGCUGCUCAGCCUGGCUCAAGAGCUCUCAGCGCACCGUCAGCGCCUUUUGGACUUCGCUACUCAGCAGCGCGCGAUAGCCGCACCCGUGAGGCUGCUACCCGAUGAGCUUCUGGAAAAGAUCUUCCGCCUUGCGUGCGCGGGGGUCGUGUUCACGUAUCCACUGUCAAAACCGAUGCUGACGGCGGUGGCGAUCAGCCACGUCUGCCACCGGUGGCGCGUCAUUGCUGAGCACGACAAGCAGCUCUGGGCACCAGCUCUCAUCAAACUGCAUACAGAUGACAUCAACAUGCUCCCAAAGAAACCCACAGUCGAGCAGCUACUGCUCUUCAAGGUGGCCUUGGUCGCCUACCUCACGAGAUCCCAUCCAUUACCCUUCGCCAUCGAUUUGCGAGGCCCCUGCACCAUCUCCGAGGAUUAUGGAUCGAAGGCAUUUUCCGUUCUGCCCGAAGUGGCUUUCAUUGACGCUGUCACCCGCCGCUGCCACCGCGCGCGCUUUUGUUGUACUUCCACCCGGUACUUCUCAAGUUUGUUCCAGUUCCGUAUGCAGACCAUCGACCGCUCGGCGGAGUGCGUGGUUAUACCCACGUUGGAGGCCCUCCAGACUGCUGAACUCGUAGACGAUCCACACGCAGGGGCGAUAGUAGCCGCCUCCGAUUACCAUCUGGAGUUUCUCAGAGAUUAUGCGCCGCAUCUGCGCUAUUGGAAGCAGGACAUCGUCGACCUGGGAUAUUAUCUCUAUGGUACUGCGAUGCAGCACGUUCCGGGGCGCACUCUGGUACGCCUUGAGGCGUCGUGGACCGCUUUGGACCUUGCCCAACGGGCACUUUCUUCCUGCGCAAGUCUGAAGGUGCUCAUAAUCGGACUCUGCGAUGCCACCGACACACGGAGCGGUCCCGGUCCCGAGACAACAACGCUGCGGCAGCUGGAGUACCUCACCGUAGUUGCUGUUCCCGCGCGCACUGUACUCGGUCGUCUGCUGCGCGUUCUCAUCGCGCCGCGUCUGCAACAUGCGCAUUUCCGCUGUGCAACGCCAGACGAGGUACGUCGCCUUGACAGAGAACUCGCGCCAGACACGACCGAUUUCCCGCACGCCGACUUGGGUGUCUUCCUCGAGCGCUCGGGAUGUGCAUUGGAGUCGAUGGCUCUGAAGGGCGUAUGCGCCACGCCAGAGGACGCCGUCCUUGUUCGAGAGAGAUUGCCGAGCAUGACAGUACUUCAGGUGGAGGGUGUCACCAUUGCGUAG